CAGCACAUUCGACGCCAACACGAUCACCGCCAAUGUCAACACAACCUAACGGCAAAAAUGGUUCACUAAAUAAGAAUCACGACUUUCUAGAAAACCUUUUAAACAACUUGGCAUCGAAUCCACAAGCAAGGUCAUCGGCAACACCUCCACCACAGCGACUCUCAACAAUAGAAGGCUCGAAUGCGGUAAGAAAGAGAGAAAGGAACGAGCAGUUCUUCAUCAAAGCCAAAGGCGGGGAAGAAAAGAAAGCACAAACGAAAAAGUGGAGAGAGGCCACCAGCCAAAAGCCCCGAUGACGAUAUGGACUUUGACUCACUUUUGAAAGCGCACGAAGGCGCUGAAGAAAAGAAAAGCAAGCAUCAGCACAGACAGCAACAAGAACAACAGCAUCGACGUCAAAAUCACAUCAACAAUAAACGAAAAUUCGAUCAAUCGUCCAAUCUUGUAAAACCCAGCCAGCUUCGUGCAGGUAAUAUGGCGAGUGAAACACCCGCUGAUAUCUCAAUGAUUGCAAAUGAAGUUCUCGGUCGAGAUCCCAAGCGACAAAAAUUGCUUCAGGAGAUAUACCAACAAAAGUCUCGACCAGCAUCAUCAUUUAAGACUGCGAACGGUACAACGACGACGGCAUCAACGACACAACCUUGUCAAAGAUUAAAAAGACAUCCAGGACGGGAAAAACGCAAAGAAGGAACAGCACCUCUUGACAAGCGUGUUCCGUGUAGAUUCUUCAAGGCCGGGAAAUGUAAAGAGGGUAAAAUGUGCCGGUUUCAACAUGACGGCGAGUCAUUUAGGAUGGUUUGUCGUCACUUCAAGGUGGGAUCAUGUAACAAAGGCGACGAAUGUAAUUUUAUUCACGAUCUGAGCAUGGAGCCUUGCCGCUUCUAUCACGUAACCGGAAAAUGCGACACUGGAGCCAACUGUCCGUUUUCUCAUCAACCACUUAACUCAGAGCUCCGGAGACGUCUGCAUGCGCUUACUGGACCAUGUAAAUAUUACCAUCUAAAAGGUUUCUGUACGAGCGGUGAAGAAUGCCUAUUCUCGCACGAAAUGAUUUCAAAGCACCAGCUAGAGGAACUCAAGGCGGCCCCUGGUGCUUCGGAAGUGCAACAAAUCAAGCCAUGUAUGUUCCAUCAUUUGCGCGGAUACUGCGCCAAUGGAGACCGGUGCACAUUUUCACAUGCACCGUUAACACAAGAACAACGCAUUGAACUACAGCAAUCAUUGAAACCAAAUACUCCUAAAUAAAAAUGUUAAACGUGGACGGCAUCACGGCAACAAUGAAAGUACGUGUGUGUGACUUGGUCUGUGCGUCCUCGAAUUGUGGCAAAUAGGAAAUAAAAACAGAACAGCCCGACAUGGUUGACGAUCUUGCAAUGUUUUUGCGCAACGGCCUUUCUCUAACCACCGGUCGAAUUUUCACCAGACGAUAUUUAAUGACAAUGCCGCAACAACGACAGAAACAACGAUUGAAAUACCCCAUUAGCGUAGCACCCAUGGUGGACAUUUCAACUCCUCAUUUUCUAGAAUUACUGCAUAUUAUAUCCGGAGGAGAACGCUAUGCCUACUAUACCGAGAUGCAUUUCGAUCAAGCCAUCAUUAAUCAU
Molecule: messenger RNA, 1604 nt
Organism: Zychaea mexicana
Lineage: Eukaryota; Fungi; Mucoromycota; Mucoromycetes; Mucorales; Lichtheimiaceae
Exons: 5
Coding region: 301-1245 (314 amino acids)
Biological process (GO): negative regulation of DNA-templated transcription
Cellular component (GO): nucleus
Molecular function (GO): metal ion binding; RNA binding
Source: RefSeq, a predicted model, not a curated record